This is a messenger RNA of Parastagonospora nodorum SN15, 1827 nucleotides long. RefSeq lists its product as hypothetical. NCBI's taxonomy places the organism in Eukaryota, Fungi, Ascomycota, Dothideomycetes, Pleosporales, Phaeosphaeriaceae. The coding region runs from base 1 to 1827 and encodes 608 amino acids. The record is from RefSeq and is a predicted model, not a curated record. The transcript is spliced from 4 exons.
AUGGACUCUACUCUCUUGACACUGGCCGCAACGUCCGUGCCCUACCAACGACUUCCUGAUCAGCCAACGCCAAUGGCCACCUCAACACGCAACGAGCAUGAACAGACUCUAGUCUCUCGGUGCAAGGACAAGAUGCAAGCGCUUCGUGCCAGAGCAAGGAGAGCUCUCGAGGCCAAAAGCCUCCGGCUUCAACAGCGCGUCCAGAAACUGCGAAGACAGAUGCGUUUUCACGAAGAAAGUCGGCGGGCAAAGUAUGCAGCGAAGUCUACGCAGAGGAAGGAAGAGAAGAAGGCGCGGAAGGAGGGAAACAAGGUUAGGAUGGAGAAGUUUUACUAUUCUCAACAACAGUUCCCUAUUCGCUUCGCAAAUCGAGAUUUCCCUACAAAGCAUAUCAGCGUUACCACCUCCUCAGAACCUUUUCACUGCACCAAAUUACAAUCACAAAACGUAUUCCGCUUCUUCCAACUAAUCGUGAAAGCAGGUUCAUCCCGCAUUGCACAAACACGCGCCUCCCACCUUGCGCAGAUACAAGAAAUUAAUCGGGAAGGUCAAGUCGCGCAAAUGAUGGGAUUCUGCCACCGCAAAUCAUCAUCUUCACCACCAGCAGGAAGCAAUAGCGGACAAGCAGCGAUCAGUACCCCCCGCUCUAGUCCUCCGCAACAAGGCCCAUCUGGCGCUGCAGGCCAGAACAGUGGAAGAGCAAUCGAUGCACCUGCCCAAGAGCUCUUCGAUUCUCAAGCUGGGACGUUUGGUGUUUGGAUGGGGACGCCUCUGGAGACAGGCAGUCCUGCACCUGAGGAAUUUUAUCGGUCUACAAGUACUUAUAGGGCGAUGGCAGAGAGACAAGCUCCCGCGUUGAGUCGAAGGCCGGCGACACCUUACCCGACACUGAUGACUUCACAACAACAUCCCGCCACUGUGCCUCUGAUAAGAGGAACAUUCAUGGGUGAUCAGAUACCGCCAAGUAUCGACAAUCCUCCUCGCUUCCCUCUUGCACCCAGCCGGCAUGAUCUCAGAGAUUUCAACCGCGAAUUCGGGCAAGAAAUACAACGUCCUGCUGUCAUGUUAAGACAGCCUGGGCCCUUCCCAGCCCCAACAACAGUCCCCCUUUCCGCAGCCGAAAGACAAAAUCUCCGCCCAAUACGCCCGCAUCAACCCCGUCUUCCUGCUGACUACCGUGCCGAAACGCCUUUUAGCUGGCAGCAGCCACUGAGUCCGUUGCCGCUUGUGACUGCACCGAAUCCAAACACCAUCACGCUUCACAACAGGCACUACAAUGGACUGCGGGUAGGCGGCGUGGAGCUUGAGAAUACGUCGAUACAGCGGGUUUUGGCGUCGGGAGAGAUAGCUCGGCGGUCAGUUUGGCCGGAAGAGCGGCGGGAGAUUCAGAAGGAGUUGUUAGAUAUGACGAUGAAUUUGGCGAGGGCGGAGGGGGUUGUGGAAGAUGAGGAUAGGGAAGGAGGACAUGAUUUGCAGAUUGAGGUUGAUGGGAAGAAGGAGAAGAAGAAGAAGAAGAAGCACAACGGUUUAGAAAUUAUCUUGCCAUGUAAUACGCAUGCAAUGAUGCUCGCACACAACGAAAUCAGCGUUCUCGUACUCCCAUCCCCUCGCGUUCGCAAUCCUGUGUCUUCGCGCCGCUCUCGUGGACAAGUGGCUCACGCCACACCAUCCGAUACAGUCUUCCCCAUGCGCAUUCCCGUCACUCCGAAGACCUCUGACACUCUCGUCAUCACACGGCCCCGUCUCCCAAUGUCGACUAUACACCGCCAUCAUCGCGACGUCGAUGGUCGCGAGCUCGAUGCACGUCGCAUCGGACCGACGAUCUGA